Aspergillus puulaauensis is the source of this 1920-nucleotide messenger RNA. RefSeq lists its product as uncharacterized. The coding region runs from base 1 to 1920 and encodes 639 amino acids. The record is from RefSeq and is a predicted model, not a curated record. Gene Ontology annotation, biological process: glucuronoside catabolic process; carbohydrate metabolic process. Gene Ontology annotation, molecular function: carbohydrate binding; beta-glucuronidase activity. The transcript has a single exon. Lineage: Eukaryota; Fungi; Ascomycota; Eurotiomycetes; Eurotiales; Aspergillaceae.
AUGAAGCUCCUCGCAGGGUUGUCGUUGCUAUCACUGAUUCCUUCUUCUCUAUCUCUUCCCUCUGCCCAGCACUAUGCCCGCAGCCAGGCCCAGGAUCCUCUCCUGAUCCAACUGAAGCCGCAGCAGACAACCACCAGAGAGCUCGUCUCCCUCGACGGCAUCUGGAAGUUUGCCCUAGGCGAGGACAACUCAACUGCAACUCCCUGGACAGCCCCCCUGCCAAAGGGACUGGAGUGCCCCGUCCCAGCUUCAUACAACGACAUCUUCACGGACAAGUCCAUCCACGACCACGUCGGCUGGGUCUACUACCAGCGCGAUGUAAUCGUCCCCCGGGGCUGGUCUGACCAGCGAUACCUGAUCCGCCUUGAAUCCGCAACGCACCACGGCCGCGUGUAUAUCAACGACAAGCUCGUCACCGAGCACCAGGGCGGAUACACCCCGUUCGAAGCAGACAUCACGACGCUCGUCCCUGCAGGCGAGAAAUUCCGCUUGACCAUCGGCGUCAACAACGAACUAACCCACGAAACAAUCCCACCAGGCAGCGUCGAAGUCUCAGAAUGGACCGGCAAGCGCGUGCAGAAGUACCAGCACGACUUCUAUAACUACGCUGGUCUCGCGCGGUCCGUCUGGCUCUACUCCGUGCCCAAGCAGUAUAUCCAGGACGUUGUCGUCGUCCCAGACGUCAACGGCGACACCGGUGUGCUCAACUACACCGUCAAGACCUCCAACAGCAACAGCACCAGCACCAACACCAACGGGAAAAUCCAAAUCACCAUCACCGACGAAGACGGCAAAAAAGUCGCCUCAGCCUCCGGCACCCAAGGCAUCGCCUCAAUCCCGUCUGUAAAACUCUGGCAACCCGGCGCAGCCUACCUCUACCAAUUCACCGUAAGCCUCACCUCCAGCUCAAACAAGGUACUCGACACAUACACCGUCCCCGUCGGCGUCCGCACAGUCAAAGUAUCCAACAAGCAAUUCCUCAUCAACGACAAACCGUUCUACUUCACCGGCUUCGGCAAGCACGAAGACAGCGCAAUCCGCGGCAAGGGCCACGACCAGGCCUAUCUAGUGCACGACUUCCAACUCCUCAACUGGAUCGGCGCGAACUCGUUCCGGACAAGCCACUACCCAUACGCAGAGGAGGUGAUGGAAUUCGCCGACCGACACGGCAUCGUCAUCAUCGACGAGACCGCAGCCGUGGGUCUGAACCUGCAACUCAUGGCGGGCGAAGAGGGCGGAACCGCGGUGACCUUCAGCCCGGAGGGAAUCAAUAAUAACACGCAAAAGGCACACGCCCAGGCAAUCCGCGAGCUCAUCGCGCGCGACAAGAAUCACCCCAGCGUUGUGAUGUGGAGUCUGAUGAACGAGCCGGCGAGCUUCGAAGACGGGGCCCGCGACUACUUCGAGCCGUUGACGAAACUCGCACGUAGUCUGGAUCCCGCUGGUCGCCCGAUUACAUUUGCGAAUGUCGGUGAUGCUACGUAUGAGAAGGAUAAGAUCUCAGAUCUGUUCGAUGUGCUGUGUCUGAAUCGCUAUUUCGGGUGGUACUACAACACCGGGGACCUCGAGGAAGCCGAAGCCGCACUCCAAGAAGAAGUCGACGGAUGGACGGAGAAAUACCCCGAAAAGCCGAUUAUAUUUUCAGAGUACGGCGCCGAUACGCUCGCCGGGCUGCAUUCGGUGUUUGGAUUGAUGUGGAGCGAGGAGUUCCAGGUCGCGCUUCUGGAUAUGUUCCACCGGGUGUUUGACCGCGUCGAGGCGGUUGUGGGUGAGCAUGUGUGGAAUUUCGCGGAUUUCCAGACCAAUGUCGGUAUUAAUCGCGUGGAUGGGAAUAAGAAGGGCGUGUUUACGAGAGAGAGACAGCCCAAGGCUGCGGCGCAUUCGCUGAAGGCGAGGUGGUCGAAUAUGACUGCUGCUUAG